AUGUCUGCUCUUGAUUUGAUUGAAGUAUGGGCAAAAAUCACUGGUAAUGAACCAGAGAAGGUUCACAUUAGCGCUGAGGCGGAUAUUGAUGAUUUAAAGAGCGAAUUGUUCGAUGGAAAUAAGGAAAAGAAACGACAACAUUAUGGUGUAUUCAACAAUCAACGACCUUCGUCUUCCGCACGAGUACCGCAUGACACUUGUUGUGCACAACCAAUUUUGUUCUUCAAAGUUGAUGAAACUGAUAUGGAUGUUACUCGAGUGAUUACACCCGACUUAAACACAAUUCCAUCGAAUGAAAAUUUUCUUGACGCAACAUUCAGCAUUCCUUUAAUAGACAAGGACACUACACAAGUUGAGCACUCGCCACCGCAUUUGGUUGAUACAAUUCAUUAUCAGAACGGUGAUAAAUAUGUCGGAGAGAUCAAUGCACAAAGAGAACCACAUGGGAAAGGAAUGAUGUGCUGGAAAAACGGUCGACGAUAUGAAGGAAAAUGGAAGAACGGCAAAAAGGAUGGACAAGGAAUAGAAUAUGGUGCGAAUGGUGCGAUAAAUUUGACUGGAGAAUGGAAGGAGGGUGUUAAAAUCUGA
Molecule: messenger RNA, 588 nt
Organism: Adineta ricciae
Lineage: Eukaryota; Metazoa; Rotifera; Eurotatoria; Adinetida; Adinetidae
Source: the annotation of a GenBank genome assembly